Carya illinoinensis is the source of this 906-nucleotide messenger RNA. Its product is annotated as germin-like protein subfamily 1 member 13. The record is from RefSeq and is a predicted model, not a curated record. NCBI's taxonomy places the organism in Eukaryota, Viridiplantae, Streptophyta, Magnoliopsida, Fagales, Juglandaceae. The coding region runs from base 2 to 772 and encodes 256 amino acids. The transcript is spliced from 2 exons. Gene Ontology annotation, cellular component: cell wall. Gene Ontology annotation, molecular function: manganese ion binding.
CAUGUUUCCACGCAACAUAUCUCAUCCCUCAUCCAAGCAAGAAUACAGACAACUCUCAAAGCUAGUGCUAGAGACAUCCUCAAACAUGCAGAUCAUGAAAGCUAAGUACCUCAUAACAGUUGUGGCCCUUUUGGCUUCGGCUUGCACCCUCACCUCGGCCUAUGACCCUAGUCCUCUGCAGGACUUUUGUGUUGCAGUCAAGGAUCCUGCUUCUGCUUUAUUUGUGAAUGGAAAGUUUUGCAAGGACCCAAAACUUGCUUCAGCCAAUGACUUCUUCUUUUCGGGGCUAAACGUUCCUAGAGAUACCUCAAAUCCUCUCGGGUCGAAUGUCACUGCUGUGAAUGUAGACAAUCUAGCAGGCCUAAACACCCUAGGCAUAUCCUUGGCUCGUGUCGACUUUGCUCCAUAUGGUCUGAAUCCUCCCCACAUCCACCCACGCGGCACUGAAUUUCUCAUAGUCUUAGAGGGUACUCUAUACGUUGGGUUUGUCACGUCCAAUGGAGAUGGUAACCGCCUCUUCACCAAAAUGCUAUACCCAGGAGAUGUCUUUGUAUUCCCAAUAGGUCUCAUUCACUUCCAGUUGAAUGUGGGAAAGACCAACGCAGUUGCCUUUGCUGGUUUGAGCAGCCAGAAUCCAGGGGUCAUCACUAUCGCAAAUGCAGUUUUCGGAUCUGACCCAAAAAUCAAUCCCAAUGUUCUUGCCAAGGCCUUCCAGGUGGACAAGAAUUUGGUCAAGUACCUUCAAAAACAGUUCUGGUCAAACAACAAUUAGAGAAAUAUUUGAAAUGGCCAUAAUGAUCCAUUGCAUGCAUGGUUUGAAGAAAUUAAGAUUUCCUAUUUUUUUCAAUUGUUGUAAUGUCAUAAAAUUAAAAUUAUAUUGAAAUAAGAUGGUAUUUAAUUUAUGCA